Molecule: messenger RNA, 1530 nt
Organism: [Candida] anglica
Lineage: Eukaryota; Fungi; Ascomycota; Pichiomycetes; Serinales; Debaryomycetaceae
Source: the annotation of a GenBank genome assembly
AUGGUGAAAGCUUCCAACUUGCUCUCGGGAGCUCUCUUAAUAGGAAGUGUCUAUGGUCACUCAUACUGGCAGAGCCUUUUCAAGUCGAAUGGGAUUUCAUGGAAUUUCCUCGAACCUUCUUCAAACGAUGAAUUUCAUUACUCACAAUUAGAUUCCGAGGAAUGGCCUAUAAAUGUUGCACAAUACACAGACAUGGUUGUAAGACUAAACUACAGUAAGAAUUCCGAGCUUAGAAAGUUUUUAUUGCUAAACAAGCAUUCCAAGGGACCUCAAGAGCAACUUGAGGUUGAUAAUAUUUCCUACAAGGUGUGGGCUAAAUCAGAAACCAAUCAAUACAUCGAUUUGCAAAUAGACGAGGAGAACCUUUUCAAGAUAGUAGAGAGGUUUUCCACCCGCGAGUAUAAACUUGAAUAUCUGGUGAUUAUCGAGGAUCUUGCACAAAAGGUAUUUGAAUCUUAUCCUAAUGGCUACAAGUCCGGAUCUCAUCUGGAAAAAUUUGGCACUUCUACAGCUUCUUCUUACAUCAAGGAAGUCACCGACGAAGUUGUUCAAGCCACCGAGGCAAACGUCUUUUCUGAGCUUUUUUUCAAGGAUUACAGACCCUUGGAAACUAUUGAUGCUUGGUUAGAUAUUCUUGUACAAACGUUCCCAGAUUUGCUUACAAUUGAAGAGAUUGGCCAAACUUAUGAACACAGAACGUAUAAGACUGUCCACUUGUCAGCCAAAAACGACGACGACAACUCCCAUAAAGAGAAGAAGACUAUUGUGAUUACUGGCGGUGUUCACGCUAGAGAAUGGAUUUCCGUGUCCUCUGUAUGUUACACUAUCUAUGGAAUGCUUCAAUAUUACAUGGAACAUCCAGAUGAAAGAGAUAUCUUAGACCAAUUGGACUUCUUAUUUAUCCCUGUUUUGAAUCCAGAUGGCUAUGUUUACACAUGGACGACUGAUAGGUUGUGGAGAAAGAACCGCCAAGAAACGACAUUCCCUAAAUGUUUUGGUAUUGACAUUGACCAUUCGUAUGACUACCACUGGACUCGCUCUCUGGACUGGGCAUGUGGUGAAGACUACUCAGGUGAAGUUCCAUUUGAAGCCAUAGAAUCUAGGAUUUGGAACGAUUACCUCAACGCAACAAACCACAACCUGAACAUGUAUGGGUACAUUGACUUGCACUCUUAUUCACAAGAAGUGUUGUAUCCUUACGCUUAUUCAUGCAGCCAACAGCCCCGAGAUGAAGAAAAUUUGAUCGAAUUGGCAUACGGGAUUUCAAAGGCAAUUCGGUUGCAAUCGGGGAAAAAUUACCAAGUAUUGCCAGCAUGUAUUGACAAGGAUCUGGAUCUCUUGCCGGACUUGGGCUCAGGCAGUGCCUUGGACUUCAUGUAUCACAAUAAGGCAUUCUGGGCCUAUCAAUUGAAACUCAGAGACAGUGGAAGUCAUGGAUUUUUACUUCCUGGAAAAUAUGUUGAGCCGGUUGGGAAGGAAAUCUUAGCGGGUAUCAGAUACUUCUGCUCUUUUAUUCUCAAGGAAGACUAA